GAAGUCGGCAGUAUUAUCGGCAAGAAGGGCGACAAUAUCAAGCGAUUUCGCGAAGAGAGCGGCGCGAAGAUCACCAUAUCGGAUGGCUCCUGUCCGGAGCGCAUCGUCACCGUCACCGGCUCGACGGACGCCAUUCUCAAGGCCUUUGCCCUCAUUGCGCGCAAGUUUGAGGAGGUGAGCAGCGUCGGCGGCUGGCUAGAUCUGGACCCAAACUGCGGUGGCGGCAUGAUGCAGUCGCACUCGACGCUCUCCCUCACCUCCAUUGGCACUAAUGGAGGAGGUGGGUCCAGCUCAAACGGGAAAAACUCCUCCGGUUUGGGCAAUUCCGCGGCGGUCAACUCGAUGAUGGCCGGUCAGGCGCCGGUCACGCUCAAGCUGAUUGUCCCCGCCAGCCAGUGCGGCUCUCUGAUUGGCAAGGGCGGCGCCAAGAUUAAGGAGAUUAGAGAGUCUACGGGCGCCUCGAUUCAGGUGGCCAGCGAGAUGUUGCCCAACUCGACGGAGCGCGCGGUGACGCUGUCGGGCACGGCGGAGGCGAUCACCAAGUCCAUCUACCAGAUUUGCUGUGUCAUGCUCGAG
Molecule: messenger RNA, 576 nt
Organism: Rhagoletis zephyria (snowberry fruit fly)
Lineage: Eukaryota; Metazoa; Arthropoda; Insecta; Diptera; Tephritidae
Product: poly(rC)-binding protein 3-like
Molecular function (GO): RNA binding
Source: RefSeq, a predicted model, not a curated record